AUGAGUAAGGCUCAGCGAGACGAGCAAGACUCGCAAGUCCCUACAAAGUUCGCGCUUACUAUAGCAGAAAAGGAGGUAAUUUAUCGCUUUUAUAAUCUCACCGCUCUCUGCAAGGAGGAGGAAAAUUGGCACACCCUGUCUAAACAUAUUAUAAGUCUUUUCUUUAUGGCAUUUUACUAUGUUCUAGAUAACUACGGGCUCCUUAAAGAUCCGGAGAUCGCGGCUGAAUUCCAGAACCAGCGGGAGACCUUUCUAAUUAAGUGCUUCUUAAAGGCGUACCUCUCCGUCAUGAGAGAGCGUGCUUUCUUUGAAGACAUCUCUAACUCUUGGGAGUCAUUUAUUGAUGUGUGUCUAAAGAAGCUUCGCGAGCACUCGAGGCUGCGCAUAAACGGUGAAAAAGCGGCUCUUGUUAUUCUUAACCAAGACUUGACGAAAGUGCUGCUUGUUCGAGGCCAAUUUAUGCACGGACCCAAAUACUCUAUUCCCAAGGGUGGUUUAGAGGACGGAGAGGACUCGACUGUCGCCUCUCUUAGAGAAGCAUACGAAGAAACUCAGCUCUAUCUCGGUCCUUUUCUGUGGGAUCCGUAUUGCUACUACCAUCAAGACCUCAAGGCGAUUCUUCCUAUGAAUGCAUGGGGACCCAUGCCCAUCGGGCCGUAUGAUUUUCUCUCCGGACAGACACCGCUAAUACGAUCAGACCCCAUCAAGCUGACUGCCUCUGGGUACCAUCUUCACUUUGCCCCCGGCGUACCAGACUCCAUGCUGGAGAAAGCAGAGGCACUUUGCUCCUCUGAGAUUGCAGGGUGUAAUUUGAUACCCAUUGAUGCCUUUUGUAAGAAAAAGUGGGCGCAGAAAAACCUUCCCGUAAGGCAGGCAGACAAUAUAGAGAGCAUAAGGGAGAUCCUAGAGAAGCUAGAGAAGGGGUACAGGAAGCUGCCGCCUCUGCAGCAGCUAACAAAGCCGGAGAUAUCAGAUUGGAAGCUUAUCAGCCUCUUUAUUAAAAUGUGCACCUAG
This is a messenger RNA of Giardia duodenalis, 1014 nucleotides long. Its product is annotated as putative Nudix hydrolase. Gene Ontology annotation, cellular component: cytoplasm. The transcript has a single exon. Bases 1 to 1014 code for a protein of 337 amino acids. The record is from RefSeq and is a predicted model, not a curated record. NCBI's taxonomy places the organism in Eukaryota, Fornicata, Diplomonadida, Hexamitidae. Gene Ontology annotation, biological process: deadenylation-dependent decapping of nuclear-transcribed mRNA.